Magnolia sinica is the source of this 530-nucleotide messenger RNA. RefSeq lists its product as uncharacterized. NCBI's taxonomy places the organism in Eukaryota, Viridiplantae, Streptophyta, Magnoliopsida, Magnoliales, Magnoliaceae. Bases 1 to 336 code for a protein of 111 amino acids. The record is from RefSeq and is a predicted model, not a curated record. The transcript is spliced from 4 exons.
AUGGUUGAACUUCUAGAAUCUCUUUGGGGUGUCGUGGGUGAUGCCGGAAUCAGCGGAGGCUUCUUCACUCAUGGCAUGGGUGUGGGUUUGGGAAGAAUGAAGCCACACCGCGCUACCUCUUGUCGAAAGAAGAAAUCAGAGGAAGCUAGUUUCUUGGCUGAUCUAAGGGAUCACAUUGAUGAAUUUGUUCAUGCUUCCAUGGACAAACACAAGACAUGCUUUACGAAGACCAUUCAAAAGAUGUUUGGAAUGUCGAAGGUUGUUGCUGAAAGGAAUUUCGGUCUUAAUGAAGUUGAAAGUUCUCUGCCUCUUCAAACAAUAGUCUCAGAAAAAUAAUGCAGAAGAAGAUGGACGGGCAAUGUUAUCUCAGGGUCUGCCAAGCACAACGGCACCGGUGAUGACGGACGCAACCAUGAAUUUGUAUUAUUUGUAGAACUUAAUGUUGUGUAACAGUUUGAUUAAGUUAAACUUUAAAUAGACUGUUGUAAACUGUUUUGUUGGUAUUGUGGCUUUCAUGAUUGAUUGUUUCA